AUCCCAACCCCGCCCCUUUCCUCCUCCGCCCGCGCCCCUCCCCCCGUGAGCCCCAUCUGUUUCUCCGGCGUCGAAUGCUUAGCGGAGCGCGCGCUUGUUUUUUAAACCGUUGCUUGGACCGGGCAACAGUUGCGGCCGCGGCGAACUGAGGCGAAAAGAGUGGGGGGAGGGAGUGGAGGGGGAAAGAGAUGAGUCUUUGCGGCGGCAGCCCCCGCCGAGAGCAGCGCCGCCUUCGCCUGCACUAGAGGACCCCCCCCCCCAAGCGAACAGGGAGGAGGAGCGGAGGGUGAGGAGGCGCCAACCCGGAGGAACCCCAUGCCGAGAAGCGGGCGCGGAGCGGGCAGCCGUGGCCGCUGAGGGGGGAAAAGAGGGCACUUCGGUCGCAGGAAGGGAGAAGAGCAUCUCGCUCCGGGCCGGCGGCGCGAGAUGUGUCCGGAGGAGGACGGAGGCUGCGGCGACGGAGCGGGAGGGGUCUCGACUGCUGCGGCGGCGGCAGCGACGACUGUUACUUCAGCCGCGAUCGGAGGAGCGGAGGGCUCGACGGCGGCGGCCAGUGCCGCCGGGUCGGCCGCGGAGACGAGCGCCCUGAGCGAGCUCCGCUCCUGGUGGGAAGUGCCGGCCAUAGCUCACUUCUGCUCGCUCUUCAGGACCGCUUUCCGCCUGCCGGACUUCGAGAUUGAGGAACUUGAAGCAGCUCUUUACAAUGAUGAUGUGGAAUUCAUCAGUGACCUGAUUGCUAGUCUUCUUCAGGGCUGCUACCAGCGCAGUGAUAUUACAACCCAGACAUUUCAUGGCUAUCUUGAAGAUAUAAUCAAUUAUCGCUGGGAAUUGGAAGAAGGAAAACCCAACCCCUUGCGAGAAUGUACUUUUCAGGAACUUCCCUUACGUACGCGUGUGGAAAUACUACAUCGUCUUUGUGAUUACCGACUUGAUGCUGAUGAUGUUUUUGACCUGCUUAAGGGCUUGGAUGCAGACAGCCUCCGAGUGGAACCCUUGGGUGAGGAUAGUAAUGGUGCCCUCUACUGGUAUUUUUAUGGCACACGAAUGUACAAAGAGGAACCCGUGAAACCAAAUGGAGACCUAAUUACUGACAGGGAAUGCGGGAUACACAAAAAUAUUCCAGACAUUUCUGGAAAGGUAGUAAAAAAACGGGGGCGACCUCCAAAACGAAAAAAAAUUGUGGAGAACAUCUUAAGAGAGAAAGAAGAAGCCAGUGCAGUUCAUGAAUCACAGUCCAGAAAGUUUUCUCAAGGAUUGGGCCAUGGAACAUGGUGGUUAAUAUGCCAGACAGAAGAGGAGUGGAGGCAGGUUACAGAAAGCUUCAGAGAGAGAACAUCUUUAAGAGAAAGGCAGCUUUAUAAACUCCUGAGUGAAGAUUUCCUACCAGAGAUUUGCAAUAUGAUUACACAAAAGGAGAAGCGUCUGCAGCAGACAGAAUUUAUUCCCAGGUGGACAUCUGAUAAUCAAAACAUCAAGCCAAUAUAUUCAGAGAUGACCCCAGUUGUGUUUAGUAGAAUGGAGAAGCAGAGACGCCGAGAAGAAGAAGAGGAACGUCAGAUCCUUUUGGCAGUUCAGAAAAAGGAACAGGAACAAAUGCUGAAGGAGGAGAGGAAACGAGAAAUGGAGGAAAAAGUCAAGGCUGUGGAAGAACGAGCCAAGAGAAGGAAACUUCGAGAAGAGAGGGCAUGGCUGCUGGCCCAGGGAAAGGAGCUUCCCCUUGAGCUUUCCCAUUUAGAUCCCAGUUCACCAGCUAGGGAGGAGAAAACUAAGGACUUCUUUGAAUUGGAUGAUGAAUUCACUGCCAUGUACAAAGUGUUAGAUGUUGUAAAAGCUCACAAGGACUCCUGGCCAUUCCUAGAGCCAGUGGAUGAAUCAUAUGCUCCAAAUUACUACCAGAUCGUUAAGGCUCCUAUGGAUAUUUCCAGUAUAGAGAAAAAGCUAAAUGGAGGCCAAUACUACACCAAGGAGGAAUUUGUGGAUGAUAUGAAAACUAUGUUCAGAAAUUGCCUUAAAUACAAUGGGGAAAAUAGUGAUUAUACUAAAAUGGCUUAUAACUUAGAGAGAUGCUUUCAUCGGGCAAUGAUGAAGCACUUUCCUGGAGAGGAUGGCGACACAGAUGAUGAAUUUUGGAUCAGAGAGGAUGUGAAGCGUGAGAAAAGAUGCCGUCGUACCAUACGUUCCAGUACAGGAAAUGUUUGGACUCGAUCCAGAGAUUCCGAAGGAUCUGGCAGAAAACAACCACAUGUACAAAAUGGAGGAAAACAUCCGCCUCAUAAAGCAAAACAUCAUGUUCCCAUUUCUUCUUCGUCAUCCGUCUCUUCCUCAGCAGAAGAUUCAAGUAGCCAGUCAGUUCAAUUGUCUGGAAAGAUGGCAUCUUCUAAUGGGCGAGGCUUUCUGCAUUCACAUCACUAUGGUGGAAUGCCCAGUUGUGUAUCCCAUUCUGGGUACAUAAGACCACCUAUUCCAGGAACGUUUGAUUCUCUGCGUGGAUCUGAUCCAGCAAAACCAUAUGGAUCACCACGAGUACCAGAACCACAUCCUGGUGAUCCAAGUCAGCAGCACCAGCACUUUGCCAUGCAGCCUCCAGUUGGUCUGAAUGAUCAUAGAGGACCUCGGCUUCCAGCUCCAGAGAAGCAAGGAUGUGUUGCAGCACUGCAUGUUUCCACAGUAGGACCACAUUCUACAUCUUUGCAACUUGGUCGAAUGAGUGGCCCACCCUCAGAUGCCAAUAUGUAUUCUCCUGGGCAAUUCCAGGCUGGAUUUAUUUCUUCAAGACACAAUGGACCUCCUAUGAGACAAGGAGAGAUUUCAGAGCUUCCCCCUGGCCAUAUAUACAGAUCCUAUAAAUAUCCUGCUGUAUGGAAUGGAAAUCAUGAUGCAGCAAACCAGAUAGCCCUGGGAAUAGACAAGAAAUCUCCUGUGGGCCCUUGCUCUCCUAUAUUGCCCCAUGCUUUGAGCCACAUAAUGGAUCCUCGGACCGUGAGACAACCUUUGCCCCCAAAUCAAUGGCCUGAGCAGUCUAAUUUCCUACCUCAUGGAGUUCCACCCUCAGGAUAUAUCCGUCAUCCAGGAAAAGCCUCCAGUCAAAGAAUACAACAGCAGCUUCCUGCCUCAUUAUUUGGCUCUAUCUCUCAGAUUCAGAGAGGACCCCAGGGUGGGGAUUCCAUGAUGGACAGUCCAGAGAUGAUUGCCAUGCAGCAGCUGUCCUCCCGGGUAUGCCCACCCGGAGUGCCUUAUCACCCACAUCAGCCUCCUUCCUCACAUUUAUCUGGACCAUUCCCACAAUUAACUCACACAGCAACUGCUAAUAUUCAGCUUCCAAAACCAGUAUUAAGGAAUGGGAAUUCUGAAGAUGGCAGCCAGACAAUUAAUUCAGAGAACAAUCAAGAGCUUCCAGUAGAAGUGAAACAGAAAACGGAGGGUCCUCCAGAAGAGACAUACCCCAAGCUGCUACCUCAUUCUAAAGGCCCAUUGCAAAUGGACUGUUCCCAGCAGAAUUUAACACAGGAAGUGGAGGGAGACAAUUCUGACACUAAGAACAGCUCAAAAGCAACACAAAAUAAGGGCACAUGGCCAGCAGAGAAUAACUAUACAAGUUCUGUAUCUCAGAGUUGUCUAGGUGAUAUUGCAACAGUUAUGGAGAGAGGACCAAUGCCUGAAAAUGAUGCUAUAGGUGAAGGGUCAUCUGGUGGCACUGAAGAGAAAGGUGUACCUGCUAAUAUAAUAGAAAAGCCUGGUUGCACAGGAGGUGGAAAUCUGCUAGAAGCAACUGUGCCUUGCAUGGGACAGAGUACGAGUACCCCUGCUAGUGUGGAUGGAAAUCCAAUAGGGGGCACUUCUAGCCAAUUUGGCCCUCUUUAUAUGCCCAAUAUGGAAUAUCCAAAUUCAGCCACACAAUACCACAUCAGUUCAGGAUUUCAGGGUUUUAGUGCUAUAAUGGGAGCAAAACCCCUUUCAAUAUCUCAUUCACGUUUUCCUGCUCGGGGCUUUCAUGCUAGCAACAGUUCCCAUGGCACUUACCCUCGCUAUCGUUCUCACCAGGGAGUGCCAUACCCUUACCAUCCUCAGCCGCCUCCUUAUCAUCACUACCAGCAGCCUCCUUACUAUACUUGUCCACAAGGUUAUUCAGACUGGCAGAAGCCUUUCCCUCACCCAUCAAGCCCCACUGGGCAUUCACCUACCCAGUCCCCUAUGGCCAGACCACCUUUCUCAGACAGAGGGACAGUGGGAAGUGGCAUGCAGAACUGUGAAGUGCUUAGCGCCACUUUGGCUUCUCCAAAUCAAAUAGACAUAGCAGGCACCAAAGAGGAUUCAGCCAACGGACAAGAACUGUCCCUUGAAUCUGAGAAAGCAGAGGAGCCCCAAGAAAGGCCUGAGAGUCCCAAAGAAUUCCUUGAUCUGGACAACCAUAACGCCACAACCAAGAGGCAAAGAUCAGUUGCGGCAGGAGAGUAUUUGUACGGCACUUCCUUGCCAUCUGUGAGUUCUUCUGCAUUUGGAUUUGGCCCUUUCCCACCCCAUGGCAUCAUGCUGCAAACCGCAUCACCAUAUGCAUCACGACAUCCAGCCUCCCACUUCCAGGCCAGAGGUUAUGGGUCAACAGUGAAUUCUCACUUGUCACAUCAUCAAGCUACUAGUCAAUCCAAUGGUCUUGCUCAUGAAGGACCUCUGUACCAUUGUCAAGAUGAGAAUGUGGGACACUUUCAGGCCUUAAUGAUGGAACAAACAGGACGUGGAACUAAUCUGGGAGGGCAGCGUACAGAUAUGUACAGAACACCAGGAAUUCACAUACAUCAGCCACAAACUCCAUUCCCAAAGGUGCCUACGUCAACAACACUGGAAGAGCUGCAACCACGAAAGCCACCAGCAUUGCCUCUAGAUCAAGCAAGUACAAAGCUAAUCUAAGGAAGAAUACACAGAAGAUAGAGCCACAUAUGAAUAGAUAUGGACAAAGGGAGCAUCCUUUCUAUUCUUACCUUCUUUCCUAGCAUCAUCUGGCUUCCAUGGUCCUGUGCAACAUAGUGUCCAAUUGACAGUGGAAUUGUCCCGAAUCUGAGCCAGCAGUAUGCCUGUCACAAACAAUCCCACAGCGAAUCAAGAGAGAGGGUCUCAAAUUAGGGCUUUGUUUCUGAUCAGAGGGCUUAUUUCAUUCAGGGUUUAAGGAAAGUUUGAAGGACUUGAAACUUUCAUUAACUGCUAAAACUCAGGUAUAUUUUUCAGGGUGAAAGACUGGAGAUAGAGGAUAAUACUUGUAUUAAUAUGUGUGCUUGGAAUGGAAUCCAGUUUACAGGUUUUUUUUAACCUAUUGCCUUUAAAAAAAACAAAAGAAAAAAUUCUGUUUGUGAAUGUAUUGUACAUGCUUAGGAUUGAGAUGGUAGACUCAACAGGUGCAAGCAUAGCAGUGGGAUGAUCAGAAGAUGUUUACAAUCAUGUCACACUGUUUUUGUUUUUAAGAAGGUAGAUGUAGAAAAUGGCAAAACUCUUCCUCUACAAUGUGAUAGUGCUGCCUAUUGGUAGUUUGGAUUUGAGGAAUACUUACUAAUGGAUCACAUUUAUUCAGGAGAAAGCACAGUGUUAGAUCUCCUGCCCAUGGAUUGUGUGCAAGUACUGCUGUAGGAAGAAAGAAACUGGAUUGAGAUUUUUAUGUGAGACGUAGCAUUUGUUUCAUCAUUUCCGAGGUUCCCUUGUAUGUCAGUAAAUAUUGAAACCAUUGUCUCUAAAAUCCUAAGAUAGGAAGAAAUCUUGCAGAAGCAUCUUUAGUAAAGCCCAAGUGAUAUUAAUAUUAGAUAAAAAUGAUGCAUGCUAAACUAUCUGAGUGUGAUUGGCUCCAUGCUCUGAUUAGGGCAUCUCAGAAAUAGAUCUCCAUUUAAAUUUCAGCGUUAUAAGAGGAUCCAGAUACGCUAUUGGGGACAAACAGCAUUUGACUCUAUAUAUGGGUAUUGAAGCAUGUAUGCUAGAAGAGAUGAAAAUAAAACUAUGAAAUCACCUGUACAUUCACACAGUUCAUUUAAUAAUUUCAGAUAUCAUAGGACAGCUUACACAUUAGCUCAGAUUUUUACAAAUAAGUUUCUGAAUCAACCAAUGAAUUGGAGUUUGGUGGCCAACAAAUUAAGUAAAUAAAUAAUAACAAACCUAGUUACAAACAGUUUAUAGAAAAUCUGCCAAAUACAUCGUGCUAUAAGCAAAAAUAAUAAAAGUAGCAUUGUAGAUUUAUAUGAUAAUACUUGCAUUUGUUACAAUGAUAUUAACAUUUCAGUGUGAUUGCUUGAAAUGAUCUAAUAUGGUGCUUUGCUCUAACUUAAUGAAUCUGAAAAGAUAAACACUUCUCCCAGAGAUUAUUAAAAUGUUCUAUUAACAUAUAAUUUUUCCAUUGUUAAGUGGAUUUUAAUAAGGAUACGGGGUAAGACAGUGCUUGUCCUCAUCUCUUAGCCCCUACUGCUCCCACUGUUUAUGACUAAAUGGAAAAAAAAUCCAAUAUUUAUUUGGGUUUCUCUGCUGAAUUCUACCUGGAGUGACUUUAUACCAAACAUGAAAAGCAAUGCAGAGAUGAGAAAAAUGUGCUCUGUCCCAUCCCUUUUGCAGUCCCAAAACCAAAUUAAAGAAAAGCAAAUUCACAGUCAUAACCAGUUAAGAACAACUAGCAUCUUGUCUGCUAAGCAGCUAAUACAACUGUUAGGGGCAGUAAUUUUCCUAGGAACAUAUUUAAAGAAACAGGUAGACAUACAGAAAGACAAAUAUCUUUUCUUGCAUAUACCCUAUUCAACCCAUGUAACUUCGGCAUGCAAAUUAUUUUUAAUUAUUUUACCAAUUUCUAAGAAACUAAAAAGAAUAACCUAAUUUUAUAAAUUGGCAGGCGAAGAAUGUAUAAAACUGAUGUAAGACUUCAAAGAGCCCAUCUUUAGUUAGCAUUCUAAAGCAUUCUGUUCUUCCAUUUCAUCUCUUCUAGUAUGUUAGUUUGGAAACAUUUCAGAGGCAUUGUGUUCUAAUCUCUGAAACAAAUUGAUUGGUUCUGGGGCAUGCUUAGAAAGGGAAGACCCAACUGCCCAAAACAACAAAGCAGGGUUUUGGUUGUGAAAAGUCUGCAAUCAGCUUAUCUGGGUGAACUUAAAACCAUCCCUUCAUAAACAUUUUAGGGUUAUAGUGUAACCUGUUAUAUCUAUAAGCAUCUGAUCUUUAGUUCCUCCUAGGAGCCAAUGAAUUAGGAUUUUGUCUUUAUUUUGUUCAAAAGGUUUGCUUUUCAAAUAAUAAAUUAUCUUGUACAGUCAAGAUCAAUGAAUAACACAGCUAGAGCUUGUCUGAUCAUGGGUUCAGGCCUUAUGCUUGCUGUGAUAAAAGAGCCAUCUACUGCAAUAAUCUUCUCACUCCAGCCUAUGUGGGUCUGCUUACCAGUUAGAUGGGGUGCAGAACAUUUCGCUUGUGCAAGAUCUUUGCUUUUCAUGUGGAAAUAUAUUUUUUUAAAUCCUGUUUGCUUUUCUCUAAACCUUUGGGAAUAGAGUAUGGUAAAAACUAAGAUUGUGGGAUCAUUUAGAAUAAUGCUUUUCAAAAUGAAAAGUCUUGGUGAUUAAAGUUGUCCCAUGUAAUCACUACUUGAAAUGUGCUUCACCUCUGCUCUCCAAAAUAGCUACUUACAUAUUAGCAUUUUGAGGGUUUUUCCUCCUUACUCAUGGUUAGAAUUUUAAAAUAAACCUUUGGUAUUACUUACCAGCAGUAGUAUUUUGUAAGGUAUAUAUGUUUUACUCCAACUGGCAUCUAUUCAAUAGUGAUUAUUGUCAACGUCAAGUUAAAAGUUCUCUUUUAUCAAGAGGUGGCUGUUAAUUUAAUGAGCUUUGAAUUCUAUACUUUUGAUGAAAGAGAAUAAUGGUAAAGUAGUUUACUUUUCUUUGAUCCCAAAUCAGGAUUUUUUGACUUUCAAAGAAAAAGAAUUUAUUAUGUUAUAUAGAUGCAUAGACAGAUUAUUCCUUUGUUAGUACAUCAUUCUGAACCUAUUUAAGAUUUAUUACCAUUUUACUCAAAGGUUUUCUCAGUGUGUCAAUGUUACAAUGUGUUCUAUGUAAUUAGUCCCACUGCAUCUUUCUUCAAACAAAUUUUAAGUAAAGAGCCUUAAGAAAAGCAUUCUUAAACACCAGAGAAUGUAAUUAGUUUUUUGCUUGAAUUCAAAGUCUGCCUAGCACAGGUGGAAGGAAAUAGGAAGAAGGCCCAAUUUCUGGAUUCUCUUGAGUUUUCACCAAAUUAUGCCCUGCAGUGGCCUUUAUAAGAGUUAAGGAAGCUGGAACUUUCUUUCCUCACAAUGAAGUGUGAGCAUUAUAUAACACAUCUUUUAAUGCUCACUUUUACUAUGUUCCAGUUUUUAAAGAAAGUAUAAACUAUUUCCCCUGAUUUGGACGCAACUUCCUGUAUGUUUAAAUUUGCAGUGAAAUUAUGAGGCAGUGAUAGAAGGUGACAGUUUAUAACGUCAGACUAGGCAGGCAUUCUGGGGAACAUAGAUAUGUAGAAGCACAUCAAAAUGGGAUGUUUAAAUUCUACCUAGAAAAUGGAAGAGAGGAGAUUCCAAUAAGGAGACUUUAGUAGCAGGUCAGUGACACAGAUAAUUUGACAAGUGCACGUAAGAGAAAGAUGAGAACAUUCAUCUUGAUACUCCCUGUGAGCUUCAAGGGUGCUUGAAAGCAGUGGUGGGUUUGAAAGCCUAGCAUAUCUGAAUGCAUAAUUUCCUCACUGUACUAUGCAUCUGAAAGAAAAGCUGUUAGCCUUCUCUUUACACUGAGAUUCAAAGACAUAUUUUAGCUGCUAAAGCCAGCUAAAAUCUUAGAACCAGAUGAUAAUCUUUUGAGUCAGAGGAGUUCUUAUUAAGAAAGGUUUUGUCAUACUUUUAAAAAGAACUUAGAUGCUGAUAAGCUGUAAAAAGAUAGAACAAUUAUGUGUCUUGAUCACAGAUCUGCCAGGUGUAAUUGGCGGAUUCUACAGUGCAGAAUUCAUUCAGUCCUGGAUAUCAAGAGAAUAGCCGUUACUUCUAAGGCAGCCUUUCCUAACUGAUGUUCUCAAGUUUUAUGGAGCUAUUAUUCCAAGAACUUCGUAAUCGGCAUGGCCAAAAGUCCCAAUUUGGAGGAAGGCUGCUCUACAUGAUCAAUGAUGCCAUCAAAAUAAGACAAAACCUUUAUGUCCUUUAUAUAAACCUUUACAUUUAGCCAUCAUCUUAGCUGAACAUAAAAUAUAAAUUUUUCACUAACCUGCAACUUCAUUUAAAUUAUAUCAGAUUCUAAAUAUUGUGAGAAUUAUUCAUUCUCCCAAGAAGUAUAAAUUGCAAGUUAGAUAUAAUAAUUCACUAUGACCUGCUUAUUCUGGUAUUUUGCUUUUUCACAAUAGUUUGAUGCUACAACCUAGAAGAAUUACUUAGCAACAAAGCACAACAGUAAUGCUGCUUUCUCCUGGUUUACUUAGGUACCUGAAAAAUUUAAAUUAAACCUGAAAAAUUUAAAUGGGAAGCAUUUUGUAAGAUUCCUAAGGUUAUAAAUUAGAUUUGGCAGGUAUUAGUUGAACAUCAUUGGAAAUAAUAACUCUGAAAUAGAAAUUUUUUUUCUCCACACUUUCUACAUUUUUAAAGUAUCCAGUUGUUCCAUUGUUAAUUGUCUUGUUUCUUUUUAUCUGCACAGCUAAUUUUUUUCAUCCUAAAUAAAAGGAAAAAGGGUUUUCUAAUUGGGAGGAAAAAAUAAAUGGAGGCCAGUUGUUGGAAAAUAUUUGUGGUAUAAAUGUCUAUAUUCUGAUUUUGAGCUGGCAAUGUUUUAUCAAUCAUAACCAUUCCUAAAAUAUUGUGUAUUGGGUCAAGCAUUGUAUGGGUAGAAAGGGGCUAUUUUAUUGUAAUUAAGAUUGUAAAGAAUGUAAUUUGUCUGUUAAAGUCAGAGAAAGGGAAUGUUUCUUUUUAUGAAUGCUAGUGUCUAGAUAAUGUUUUUGGUCUUGGAAGCCUUGCACAUCAAAUCCCAAUCUCCAUGAAGCAUCAAUACAAUUUUUAAUCUACAGAACUAUGAGUCAUUAUUGUAAGAGAUCUCUCACCAUCAAGCUGUGAAAAUAUCUAACAAACCCUGGCAAGAGACUGACAUAGUCUGGGCUAUGCACAACAAUGAACUUUCCACCCACCACAGAAUGAACUUGUGUUGCAGAAGCUACCAUCAGCCCAUUCUUUAGAGACUUAACAUCAUGGAUGAAAGGAACAGUCCCCAUAUCUUCCUUGUAUUUAUCACCUGGAGCUCAGGUACCUCAUUGCUCCUGAAAAGCCCUGAUCAAUUCCCUUGUCCAUGGAUUAUAGUAUCAGGGAUCCUUUCUUUCCUCUUUGGAAAAUGCAAAGAGCUAGGUUUGAACUUUCCUGGUCAAUACUGGAAAAGGGAAUACUAUUUAUUUUUAUAUUGUUUAUAUUUUCUCUUGUCCUACUGAUUCUCUGGCAGUCACAGUUACCUCAAUAGCUAGUUUAAUAAUGUGUGUUUGAAUAAUUUUUAAAGGUUCCUUUUUUAAAAAAAAGAGUUUUGAUCUUUAGAGAUCUGUAGAUUUUAUUUCCAUAAGAAUGUGUUAUUUUGUAUAAAAUAUGUUCUUAAAAUAGUAUGUGGUCUGUGUGUAUCUGAGAGAGAGCGUGGGGAAUGGGGAUGAGAAUCUCUAGGAACAUUAAACAAUAGCUUUAUGUAAAUCAGAGCAAUAGUUUGUCUCGCCUUUAUCUCUAGAGACUGGCACCGUCUCUAGAUUUUCAGGCAGUAGCUUUUACUAAAGAAGUUACUUUAGACAAUUUUGCCUGGAGUGGCUGAGAAUUAAAUCUGGGAUUUUUUUUUUAAUACAAAGCCAUGCGACUUAUUACUGAACUACUAGAUCUGUAUUAUUGGGAAGUUUUAUUUGGCCACUUGAGUGAUAAAAUCCUGCUAUAAGAUACUUACUAACUUCUGUCCUACAACAUGCAGGUGGUAUGGUGUUGAUAAUUUUAGAGUAAAUUGGAAAUUUCUUAACAUUGUCAAUCACUUAUUCAAUGCGGGAUUUGCAAGAGAGCAACUAGUGCUGUUUUCUACACUGGAUCAAGGCAUUAUUUUCAUCAGACAUAGAUGUGGAUGUAAUUGUUUUUUUAUUUUAGGGAAUUAUUAGUUUUGCCCUUUCCAGGAGGUAAAAUGAUGCAAAGGCUAGAAUAGCAAAGCUAACCCAACUAUAUACGCCUAUACCAUCUUUGUUUCAGUUAGUAUUUUGAUUGUCCUUCAAAAUAUAUUCUUUUAGCAAUUAUGUUGAGUGGUCUAUAAAAUACCAUAUGAAAAAUCUUUAAUUUCAGCAGAUUUGUGUGACAAAUAGAUAAUUAUAAUACCAGUUUGCAAAAAGAAAACCCCCAAAGUGCUCUGAGUUGGAAAGUUCCUGCAGAAUGAAGAAAAGGAGGGGGACAUUUUGAGGGGAAAAAAUCACCACAACAGGAACUGGGGAUGGCUUCUGAUAAAUUAAAUCUUAAACAUGAGGUUUUGGUUUUUUUUACUCUGGAGAAACAGCACCCAGCAUCCAUUCAGGAAGACUUAACAAGGAAGUAACGGGAGUGAUGAUUGUUUAAGCCGUAGCAUGUUUAUCUUCUGCGUAAAGUAACCAAAGAGAUCUGUAAUAUUCAGCUGCCUUGGCAAAGUUGCCUAUGGCAAUGAUUCCUUUCCUGUUGGGUGGAGCAGCCUCUGCCCCCCUUUCUUCAGCAGCCCAGCCAGCAAAUCACGUGCUGUCUCCUUUUUCCCUUUCCAUUGUAGGGCCUAGGGACUGUAAAAAGUCUAGGGACUGUAAAAAGUUUACAAUCUUUUUUUUUUUUGGCCAGUGCAAGAAUUCUGUGCCUGCUUGGCAUAGUAAUAGGAGUGGUCCAUAGCCCUUCAUUAGCAUAGAGCGGGCAUUCAUCAGUUCCCCCAAAGAGUCUUUUUCUUCAAAAGAAGCCUUACCAAUGAAUGCAUUUCCCACACACUGAUAUUAAUACAAGCUGCUGUUAAAAAGUGUCUUCUCUCUGCUGUAAGGACUCCUUUCAGAAAUCACAUAGAUUCACUCUGGAUCUGUUGUUGCCGAAGAUCACUGACUGAAGUGGAACUCCGACUAUAACUGGCUUGCUCUCCUAUCUAUGCAAUCAGGACCAAAGGUUUUCUUGUGAAUUUCUUUUCCACCCACACAGCAGCUGGCGAUAAUGAGAAAUUUCUGCAUUGGCUUUUCCAGCCAGGUAUGGUAUGUGGAAACGUUCGCUAUAGCAAUUAGCUCCAUUCCAUCAGAUGCUUCCUAUUAUUAGUUAAGAUCAAAACACUUGUCAGAUCUUGUCCAAUUAUUAACAUCAGACCUAUGAUUAAUAGGAGUUGAGAGGAAACAAUUAGCUUUAGAACAGGGUUGACAACUGUUUUGUACUUACAACCGUUUUGUACUUCAGGACCAUAUUUUUUUUAGGGAGCGGGGAGAGUUACUAUGAGUGUUCAUUGGUGUCACAAAUUCUUUUUUUUCCUGGGGUCUUGUGGAGCUGUUGCUUGCUUUUUUACACUUUUUUUCAAACUUAUGGUUUGCAUUCUUACAUAUUACCUGCAUAACUGCAGGUACUUGUCCAGGCAAUCUCUGAGAAUCAAUCUCUUGAAGGGAGGAAAAGGACAAUCUUAAAUAACAUGUAUGCAUACAGAUUUGAGAACCAUCCUAUAGGUUCCAAGUCCUGGAUUAGCAACUACCAAUAGAUUUAACAGAAGAAUAUUUGGCUUUUACCAAAACUGAUUAAAAUCCAUCCUACAUUAUUUUGGACAACUAGACUAUUCCUCAAUUGUCAGAUAAGGGUCACAUUUAUGCUGAAACCUUCAGUUUGCUGUUAAUCUUAAAAUUCUCACUUUUUAUAAAUGAUUCUCAUGAAUUAAUUUCAAAAAGGUUGUUUUCUCAUCCUCAUUUUCAUUUUUUUAAAAAUAUCUACAAUACACUAAAUACAGAAGGAAAAACCUUAGACACAUCUGUUAAUAGCUAAAUGCAGUCUAUUUAAUUGUUUACUAGAAGGAAAAUAAUUUCAAAUACGAAUAUUCAAAAAA
Molecule: messenger RNA, 13022 nt
Organism: Thamnophis elegans (Western terrestrial garter snake)
Lineage: Eukaryota; Metazoa; Chordata; Lepidosauria; Squamata; Natricidae
Product: cat eye syndrome critical region protein 2
Exons: 19
Coding region: 427-4905 (1492 amino acids)
Biological process (GO): chromatin remodeling
Cellular component (GO): CERF complex
Molecular function (GO): protein binding
Source: RefSeq, a predicted model, not a curated record